Messenger RNA from Dovyalis caffra, 1443 nucleotides. Lineage: Eukaryota; Viridiplantae; Streptophyta; Magnoliopsida; Malpighiales; Salicaceae. The record is from the annotation of a GenBank genome assembly.
AUGGAAGAGCAAGAAGAAUUAUUAGGAGGCAAUGGUGCGGGCAUUAGAGUUUCAGCAUUCGAUUAUUCCAUCGAGAAUCACUUUCAAGCAAUGGACAUGAUUUCUAAGCUUUGUGGAGAAACAGAGACUGAUUCUGUAGAAGAAACUGAAAUUCAGUGCUACAAGUCCUCAAUCACUUUUUUAAGUGAAUGGAAGCAUUAUAAGUACGACCCGAGAAUAAUUAGGUUUGCUAGUGAAACGGAUAAUUCUCAGGAGAAAUGUGUUCUCAGUGGGAUAAAUCUACCGCAGUUCUCAUCUGCAACUGUUCCUAAGGAGAGGCCAGAUAGGGGUGCCACUUCUCUUGAAUCCAGCAAAGACUUUGUGAUGUAUGUUGGAGGGUCUGUUUGGGCAUUGGACUGGUGUCCUAGAGUUCAUGAAAGGCCUGAGAAUCAUAUUAAACGUGAGAUAGGUGUUCCACUUACUGGCAGAGGCAUCAUCCAGAUAUGGUGUGUUUUAAACGUUAGUGGGAAUGAGGAGGCACCUCCGAUGAAGAAACCAAAACUGGUAGCUCGAUACAAUGGAUCCAAGAUGGACAAAUCAGUUGAAUUAAAUAGGCCAAAAGGAAGACCUAGAAAAAUCCAGCAGAAGAAUCAUCCAGCUUUAAUUAAGAGGCCAAAAGGAAGACCCAGAAAAACGCCAACGGAAGAAUCACCCAGUAAUGAAGGCACAGAGGAGAUUUUAGCUCUAGUUAAGAGGCCAAAAGGAAGACCUAGAAAACAGCCAACAGAAGAAUCACCCAGUAAUGAAGCCACAAAGGAGAUUUUACCUCAGGGUAAGAGGCCAAGAGGACGACCUAAAAAGAACCCAACAAAUGAAUCUCUUGAUAAUUUGGAUAGCAGUAACCAAUACGUCCAAGCUCUCGCUGUUGAAUACCCACAAGAUUCACCUGGACUGCUUGCUAUAGAAGGGAUUUCUCAAAACAGCCAAGAUGAGGCCAGAAAAAUAUCCAAGGUGGAAGAAAGAAAAAAUUUCGUGAAAAAGCUAUCUGCUUGUAAUUCAAAUCUUAAAACUACUGCACAAAGUAGAAGAUUGAAAAGUAAGGCAAGGAAAGGAAGUAAUUCUGAUGAUGUUGCAUGUCCACUGUUAUUGACUAGUAAUGAAAAUGAUAAUGUUUCUUUGGAUAUCAACUCUACUUCUUCGACUGUAAACUACCAAACACAUGAGAAUUCUGGACUCGAUACUGCAAUGCCAGCUUAUGGUUCUGAUAAUGUUUCUUUGGAUAUCAACUCUACUUCUUCCAUUCCAAAGGAUGCUGAUUUGCCAAGGGUUGUAUUGUGCCUAGCUCACAAUGGAAAAGUUGCAUGGGAUGUCAAAUGGCGGCCUUGUAAUGUAUCUGAUUCCAAAUUCCACCAUCGCAUGGGCUAUCUAGCUGUCUUGCUAGGAAAUGGAUCUUUGGUUGUGUAA